Erigeron canadensis is the source of this 1485-nucleotide messenger RNA. RefSeq lists its product as uncharacterized. The record is from RefSeq and is a predicted model, not a curated record. The transcript has a single exon. Gene Ontology annotation, molecular function: nucleic acid binding; zinc ion binding. Bases 1 to 1485 code for a protein of 494 amino acids. Lineage: Eukaryota; Viridiplantae; Streptophyta; Magnoliopsida; Asterales; Asteraceae.
AUGACAUGGGACGAGUUUAAGGAAUUACUACUAGAAGAAUUCAGUCCGAAAAAUGAAAUGCAGAAGUUGGAAAAUGAAUUUUGGAAUCAUUCCAUGGUAGGAGCCAAACAUGCCGCUUACACUGAUCGGUUUCAUGAGCUUGCCAAACUAGUACCUCAUCUAGUUAGACCUGAAUCAAAAAGGAUCCAAAGGUACAUCUAUGGUCUUGUUCCCCAAAUUCGUGGGCUUGUGUCAGCAACUGAGCCAACCACGAUUCAACGUGCUAUUCAGAAAGCAGGAUCUUUAACGGAUGAAAUGGUGAGAAACGGGUCAUUGUCUAAGGGUAAUGAGAAAAGGAAGGAUGGUACUGAGACAAGUGGGUCAAAGAAUACUGAUGGAAAUAACAAGAAGGCUAAAGUGGCAACGGGGUUGAUGGCAACGGAUGCGACUAAGAUCGGAUAUACGGGUUCUGCUCCAAAGUGUACAAAAUGUCAAUUCCAUAAUUUCGAAAAUUCACCUUGCCGUUUGUGCACAAACUGCAACCGAUUUGGACACCUUGCUAGGGAUUGUCGAGUGGGAGUCAAGCAGGUGGCUCUGGUGAAUGCUGUUAACCCGAUAAAUAACCGUGGAACGUGCUAUGAGUGCGGUGGUCAUAACCAUUACCGCAACACGUGUCCAAAUUUGAACCGAGCAUGGGGUCAGAGGGGUAAUAAUCCAAAUCAAGUACUAGCUAUUGGUGGAACUCAGAAUCAAGGAAAUAAUCAGGGACAAAGAGUUAACAAUCAGAAUCAAGUGGUUGCUAAUGGAGGGAAUCGGACUCAAGGGGAUAAUGCCAACCAAGCCCGUGGUAGAGCUUUUGUCAUGGUAGCAAAUGAAGCUCGUCAAGAUCCAAAUAUUAUGACGGGUACGUUUUCCUUAAACAAUCACCUUGCUACAGUAUUAUUCGACUCUGGUGCUGAGUACAGUUUUGUUUCUAUUAAGUUUAUGCCACUCCUAGAUAGAGAACCCAUAAUAUUGAAUACUUAUUUCUUGGUUGAGGUAGCUAAUGGAAAAUUUGAUAGAGUUGAUAGAAUCGUUAAUGAUUGUACCUUAGAAAUAGAAGGUCAUCUGUUCAGUGUUAACCUUCUGCCUUUCUCGUUAAGGAGUUUUGACGUAGUUAUUGGUAUGGAUUGGCUAUCGAAGCAUAGAGCCGAGAUAAUUUGCUAUGAGAAGGUGGUCCGUAUACCGCUAGGUAAUAGUGAAAUGCUACUCAUAUACGGGGAGCGGGCGGAGGAAAAUCAGAAGCACCUCAUGGGCAUUCAGGCUAACGAGAAGAAACUCGAAGAUAUUCCUAUCGUACGGGAUUUUCCACAAGUUUUUCCCGAAGAUCUAACAGGAUUACCUCCUGUAAGACAAGUUGAAUUCCGUAUAGAUCUUAUUCCGGGAGCGACGCCAGUCGCCAAAGCUCCAUACCGUUUAGCACCUACCGAAAUGCAAGAGCUGUCUAAUCAACUCCAAGAGCUCUAA